Molecule: messenger RNA, 1103 nt
Organism: Myxocyprinus asiaticus (Chinese sucker)
Lineage: Eukaryota; Metazoa; Chordata; Actinopteri; Cypriniformes; Catostomidae
Gene: dusp3b
Product: dual specificity phosphatase 3b
Exons: 3
Coding region: 261-815 (184 amino acids)
Biological process (GO): negative regulation of MAPK cascade; protein dephosphorylation
Cellular component (GO): cytoplasm
Molecular function (GO): protein tyrosine/serine/threonine phosphatase activity; MAP kinase phosphatase activity
Source: RefSeq, a predicted model, not a curated record
UUCUGGCUGUAGUUAACUCUCUCUAGGCCUAACAAACAAAAACUAUUACAGAUUAAAGUAAACAGAAUUUGUAAAGCGUUGAGCUGGACACAGAAAAUGCUGGACCAAAAAUGUAAUAUUCUAAAAGACGACACAAUGAAGAUGGAACUGAAUUAAAGAAAAGCUUCCAACAAAGAAUGCAAAUCAUCACUGAACACGUGGGCCACAACGUCUGAGGAACAUAAUUUUCUUCUUGAAAGGCAAUUUAUCGUCAGUUCAACAUGACAGACUAUGAAGUGUCUGUUCAACAGCUCAAUGAUCUGUUGACGGAUGAAAACGGAGAGUUCUGUAUGCCCUCCAAAAAUUGCAAUGAAGUCUAUCCCGGGAUAAUCCUAGGAAAUGAGUCUGUAGCCACAAAUGUAACACGUUUGCAACAACUGGGAGUGACACACAUUCUGAAUGCUGCAGAGGGCCAAUCAGACAUGCAUGUGAACACAGAUGCAGAGUUCUAUGCAGAAACAGGGAUCAUCUAUCAUGGAAUACCAGCCUUUGACACUGACCAUUUUGACCUCAGCGCAUAUUUUGAAGAGGCGUCUAAUUUCAUUUCAAGGGCCUUGUCAGUGAAAGGUAAGGUGUAUGUACACUGUCAGAAAGGUUAUAGCCGUUCGGCUGCACUAGUCAUUGCAUACCUGAUGCUGCAUCACAGGAUGGAUGUACGUGCAGCUCUGGCAACAGUGAGAGAGAAACGUGAAAUUGGACCCAAUGAUGGAUUUCUGCGUCAGCUUUGCCAGCUAAACGACAGACUGGAAGGUGAAGGAAAGCUGUCUCAGCAUUAAACAUGUCUGCUUUUUUAUCCCAAUUCAUCUGUGUUUGCAGUUAGUGGGAUUAAACAGUGCUUUUUUGAGUAUUUGUAUUACUGAGCUGUGUAUGUUUGUAUGUAUGCGUAUGUCAUUCAGUCUCUAUCUGGGGUCAUAUUACAGAAACAUCCCAUCUAUAAUUCUCUCUUAUCUGUUUAGUUACCAUGGUGACUUUAGAAUCCUAAUUUGAAUUUGUCAGAUUAAGACUGAAGAUAGGGAAGUUUCUGUAAUACAGCCCGUUUCACUGCAACAAUGGGGUGCUGUCAG